Molecule: messenger RNA, 1228 nt
Organism: Electrophorus electricus (electric eel)
Lineage: Eukaryota; Metazoa; Chordata; Actinopteri; Gymnotiformes; Gymnotidae
Gene: c1h8orf76
Product: chromosome 1 C8orf76 homolog
Molecular function (GO): protein binding
Source: RefSeq, a predicted model, not a curated record
UGGUGUCACUGGUGUCGGCAUUCGUCUGUUAUAGAAUGGAAAUAUUUGGCAGCACAUUUGAUGAAUCUGUAUUUGAGAAAUCGCGAAAUAGAGCUUCAUCAACAGUUCCUUUUUCAUAUAAGGCAAAGUCCUGCGAGCCAAGGUGGUUUUGUUACAGUGAGACAUAUGAAGAUGCUGUGGAGCAACAGAAAACCAUGAAGUUUAGGGCAGAUCUUAAAUAUAGAGAAAUGCGAUAUCAGAGUGCGCUGGAUGACUACACGGCUUGUCUGUCGUUGGUGCCCAGUAGCAAUCUUUCUGUCAAAAGAGACGUCUUGGAGGGUAUAGCACGAUGCUACAGUCACCUCGGGCGGACAGAAGAUGCCCUGGAGACCUGUGACAAGCUGAGGAAAGAGGCAACCAACACCUCUCACCUGACCUGCAUCCUUCAGCUGGAGCUGAGCAUCCAUGAGGGCUGUGGGGAUCUCAGGAGCAGCACCACCUGCUUGCAGGAGCUGUGCUCUCUUCACCCCUUCAACCCAUGGCACUGGCUGAAGCUGGCUAGAAGCUACCAGUGUCUCCUGGAGUACCCCACCCUCUCAGAGUGUCCGCGGAAGCCUCUGGAACCCCAGGCCUUGACGCAGGAGCAACGGGACGUGGCCCGGUUGCAGGCCUGCAUGUGUUUCAUUAGAGCAAGGCUCCUGAUUGGAAUACUGAAGAUUCAGCAGUUUUCAUUCGUGCUGGAGAGGAGCAAAAGAGCCUUGGAGGAUGCUGAGGACUCUCUGCAGAGGUUGCAGCUGGGAGAGAGAACGAUCAAAACUGUCUCUGAGGUGAUGUCAGAAGAUCUGAACCCAGAGAGAAUGCGUGAGGAGAACCAGGAUGGGGAGAGUUUAUCUGGCCUUUCCAUUAUAGACUUUGAUCAAAGGUGGUGGAACAAACUAUAUGCACAACUGCAUAUGUCACAGAAAAUGGAUUCAUCUGCUGAUGACAUAUAGCAAACCACCUGAACACAAAAGUAAAAGAAUGUAUUUAAAUAUAUGUGUACGAUGAAGAUUUUAAUUACUUUGUAUUGUGACAAAUGUAUUUUCACAAAUAUUUUAAAUGUUUGUGGUCUAUAUAUUUAUUGAUCAUGUAAAUAUUACUAUCAUUUUGUGGGGCUUUCCACAAUUUAACAGUACAAAUAUGUAAUAUUUGAUGUAUUCCAGCAGUCAGCUGAUAUUUUAAAUGAAUAAACCAUUUUUCCUCAAGUAAA